Molecule: messenger RNA, 1039 nt
Organism: Rhagoletis pomonella (apple maggot)
Lineage: Eukaryota; Metazoa; Arthropoda; Insecta; Diptera; Tephritidae
Exons: 2
Coding region: 17-643 (208 amino acids)
Source: RefSeq, a predicted model, not a curated record
CCGAGUUGUCGGCCUAAUGCCACCGUCAACCGCAGUUAUGAGAAGCCAGCAGCCAACGCCACAUCAACAGCCAUCUCGUGUUGUAAUGUUAGUCGGCAGUGAGCGUCAACAGGAUCACGCAGCCAGUUUUAAGUGUUGUGUGUGCGAUGGGGCACCCUCGAUUAGUGACUGUCAAACUUUCAAUGAGUCAAUGAGUGCUCGUGAUCGUUGGGAAAAGGUGAAAUCCCUGCAGCUUUGUUUCUCGUGUCUGCGUAAAGGACACAACACGUCUAACUGCCGUUCAAAAAAGUUGUGUGACGUUAACGCCUGCCGCCGCUAUCAUCAUCGAAGUUUACAUGAAGCCUCGACUUCAACUUCUGCGCCGCCCACAGCUCAAAGUCGAGCUGCAACUCAGCCUGUACUUAAUUGCAGAGUAGCCAAACAUCGAAAUAGCCAGUUUUUUAAAUAUGUGCCAGUAUCGCUAUUCGGACCGAAUGGUAAAGAAGAAGUUUAUGCCAUGGUUGAUGAAGGAUCAGCUAUAUCACUACUAGAAGAUAGCGUAGCAACAAGAUUGGGUCUCAAAGGACGUAAGCAACCCCUGACUUUACAAUGGUCUGGACAAAGGUGUAGGACUAACUGCCGUUCAAAAAAGAAGAUAGCGUAGCCACAAGAUUGGGUCUCAAAGGACGUAAGCAACCCCUGACUUUACAAUGGUAUGGACAAAGGUGUACGACUGAAGAGUCGUCAAAAGUGAGUGUUGAAAUACAGGGCAAAGUACAACAGCGACGUAUACGCUACGAAAUAUUUGCACCAUUCGUAACCUCGAUUUACCAGAACAGUCCUUCCGUAAAGCAGAUUAUAGCCAUUUGAAGAUUUUGCCCUUAGAAGAUUAUCAUCAAGUCAAACCAUCGUUGCUGUUCGGUUUAGACAAUACGUAUUUAAGUGUGCCGUCUACAACAGAACAAGUUGGCAGCGGAAACCCAGUAGCUAUUAAUACAAAGCUGGGUUGGAUAGCCUACGGUUCAACCCGAUCGCCAACAACAGCGCCUGUGGUACUACA